Messenger RNA from Leptomonas pyrrhocoris, 4725 nucleotides. RefSeq lists its product as hypothetical. The transcript has a single exon. Lineage: Eukaryota; Euglenozoa; Kinetoplastea; Trypanosomatida; Trypanosomatidae. Bases 1 to 4725 code for a protein of 1574 amino acids. Gene Ontology annotation, cellular component: SCF ubiquitin ligase complex. Gene Ontology annotation, biological process: SCF-dependent proteasomal ubiquitin-dependent protein catabolic process. The record is from RefSeq and is a predicted model, not a curated record.
AUGCAUUACUCCUUGGAUACGCUGUGCGACAUCGCCUCGUUCUGGCCCUCUCGCGUAGCGCUGGCGUUUGUGACGUCGCAGCCGCGCUGUCGAAUUGCCGCGGAAGUGUACGCCACCGAGGCAUCGCGCAACCGUCCGCGGACAACGCAGCGGGGCGCCGGUCGUGCUGCGCAGCGAGCGGGCAAUGCAGAAGUGCAAGACGCGUGGACUACGUGGGCGGCGCAGCUUCCAUUUGGUGAGUGGUGGGUGUCGCACCUCGCGCAAGCCGCCAUGCCAUCGGACGAGCUGCCCUUCCGAUCAAAUCGUUUUAUAGAGGCUGCGAACGACUACGCUGUCCCUCUUGCUGCGCGAUGGUGCGGGAUGGAGCAGCCGACCCGGUUCCCAUCACCUCCUCCUCCGUCCAACGCGUUGCAUGCCCCUGCGUCUGCGUUGGAGUUCAUGUCCGAGCAUCAUGCUCAUUACCGUGCCUAUCGAGAGUACCGAUCAGCCACCACGACGCAGUUCCAGGCCGGUGUGCGAGACAGGUGGGCGGCUGAGGCGGGUGUCUCGUGGGCCGACUGCCCUUACCCCGGUGAGCGGCUUUGGGGUGUUUCCGUGAAGAGCGGAUACGCGGGAGGGGUGCAUGUGGGUCACCUCGUGUCCUUCCUUGUUCCCGUGUCGCACUGCUGCUCGGCGGACCUGGCAGACGGUUCUCGUUGGGGUUUUCAUGGGGCUCAGCGGUGCGAUGCGAGCGAGAAGGUUCCAUUGCGCCGUGUUCUGCACUGGGAUGUGCGGGCGGACGAGCUCUCAGGCCAGCGAGCGAUGUGCCGUACGCAUCGCUCGCCAGUCGGGCAGGGAGUUGGCACCGAUGAGGUUAUUGCUCUAGCGACUGUCUCUUCUGGUACGAAUUUAACUUUUGUGCCUUCCCAAAGCUUCUCUCCCCGCGUCGAGCCUGCCCAGCGAGGGCCACUCGAUGCACCUACGCAGGUCACAGACGCUGCAGCGGUUGGACCACCGGCUUCCAUCCAGAGAAGCAGCUGGAGCUAUUCGUAUUGGUGGUUCCGCCGUCCUCUGUGCCUGUCGCGUGUGCCCUCGACCGUUGCUCCUUGUGGUGGUGCACCAAACCUAGCGGAAGGCUCCACGCAUCCUUGUAGCACCCAAGGCGUCGCGGAGGCGUCCCUGUACGCCUAUGGUAGUCAUCCAGCUUCCCUGCCGUGUCACCUCGAGGUGGACUGCCGUGAAUCGGCGUCAUGCAAUUCGAUUUCUCACGCGCACCUUCCACGCGGUGCCGCUGCAGCUGCCGCCGCCGCUCCGUCGCCAUCACCGCAGACGGCACAUGAACCCUGCGCAGGAUGCGCAGCCGCCUUCGUGACGUCGCUUCACCUCUACGACUGCCCUCCAUCGCCCCCACCAACCACCGACUCGGCGCUGUCCCCCUCCUCUCCUCCUCUUCCUCUCUUGUCUACUUCGCCACCACCUGGUGGUAGUGGGGGGGAUGAUGCCCUGCGGAGUUGGUGGGGUGCCUUAGCGAGCAACGGCUGCAGCUGCUGCGACCGGCUGAGUCGUCUUGAGAUCGACUUCGACGGCUAUCGGGGCGCUUCAGGGGAUGCGUCCGCACCGGGGCGCCACACCGGCAACGCCGGCGAUGCAGGACCUCCUUCAGCCGAAGCCUCCACUGAUGCUGCGACGUCAAACGUGCAGCGUCCUUUUCACGAGGGUGAGAUCGUCGGCAUGCCGGCUGCCCACGCGGAUCCUUCUCCCUUCCGCGCUGCCGCUUCAACCGGUGCUGCGGUGUCUGCCGCUGUCCCGGUGCGCGCCGUCCACAUGGGUUUUCUGACUGACGUGCGUCUUGCGGGGUCCGACUUGAGCGAUGUGAAUUUUCUCGGUACGCUGCGGCAUUUGUGCCUGGCGGACGUCUCCAGGAGCCGGCGUCUGACGGAUCGCGGCGUCGUGGGUGUUGCGCGCAGCACCUCCCUGUGCGUCCUCGACCUGAGCUUUUGUACUUUGGUGGACACGGCCGCCGUGCCACUCGCCGCGAUGGCGACGCUGGAGGAGUUGUACCUUACAGGGACGGCAGUCACCGAUGCCACGCUCCGCGCCAUCGCCGGCCCUCCACCUCCGCCGCUCCAGCACCAUCGCUCGCAAAGGCUAGAAGCAACCACGGCCUCUGCACCGCCUUCGCGGAUGCUGCGCGUGCUGCACGUCGAUGCGUGCCGUCAUGCACAAGACCCUUUCGACGCUUUUAUGGUAGAUCACACGUUGCGGUCACCGUCGUUGCAAGGAGGAGGCGACCGGUGGGACGGGCUGGCGGAGUUCAUCGCGUCUGCUGCACCGUCAUCAUCACUGCGGCAACAAUCGCGUCCCAGCAGUGGCGAGGAACGCGACGAGGAGGCCGACGAUGUUGCGUCAAGCGAGGAAGACGGUACGACGGACGCUUCAUUGGAGAGCCUCCAAGAACACGCAUCGGCGGCCUCGGAAAGUGAUGGAGGUGUUUCUUUGGAAGUCCGUCUUUCCCCUUCACACACGUCGGAGGAAGCACCGCAGCAGACGCACGUCUCCUUUAACCCGUCACGGGUCGCUGCUGUGCCUUCCUCCUCGGGUGCGUGGCAGGCGCUCACAACCAUCGAGCUGCACAACACCAUCCUACACUGCCUGUUGGGAGACCUCGGCGUACUGUCGAGCCUGCGGCGUCUUUCACUGCUGCGGUGCUCCACGACAAGUACACGAGGCCGUCACCGUCGUCCACCGUAUCGCCUUCCGUGGUUAACAGGGCUGGAACGCUGCUCUCUCCUACACACCGUCCUCCUAGAGGACUGUGACGCCGCCUUAACUCACGCGGGAAACAUGCAUGUCCUCGCGCAGCUGCCGUCUCUGCAGAACCUCUCGCUGCACCGCGCACGUGUACGCGAUGCGGAUGUGCGGACCCUCGUGCAGGCGCUCUUCCAAAGCCCUGGCGGACAGCGAUCUUCGCGGUGCGCUCUGCAACGACUCUCACUUGCGCUCUGUGGCCGCCUUACGCACCACCUCUGCACCGUUGCGACGCUGACGUCGGUGCGCACGCUGGACUUGAGCGACACGGCUGCUGCACAGGACCUCGUCGAUCUGCUGGGGACGUGCGCCACGCAUCACUCGUUGCAGGUGCUGCAGCUGGCGGCGUGUGCGUCGAUCACGAGCGUAAAUCCACUGGCCGCCAUGAAGGAACUUCUGCGGCUGGAUGUGAGCCACACGCCCGUGACGACGGCGGGCGUGGCGGAGCUGCGGCGCUGUCGUGCUCUGACGCAUCUGAAUCUGAAGGGAUGCGCUGGUGUGGCACACAUGCGGGACGUGCUGGCGAUUCCAACCCUGCAAGUACUCAACGCGCAAGGGACAGGGCUGCAUGAGGAGCUGCUGACCACGGAGGAUGAGGAGAGCACCGACAGCGCAGAGGGGCAGGGAAGUUCGAACCUUGCCGUGCGCGACGAGGAAGGCCGCCAGACGACCUAUCGCGACCUUUUCCCCCCAGAGGACGACCUGCUUCGCCGCUCUGCGCUGCAUACCCUUCUGCUGUCCCACACACGGGUCCGACGCAUCCGCCGUCUCGGCCUGCUGCCGUGGUUGAUGUGCCUCGACAUCGGCGCCACGUGCGUGACGGACGCAGAGCUGGUGAAGUUCGUCUGCACCGGCAUCCGCCAAAGUCAACCAACACCGCCGCGUGGCACGGCAGAUAAGGCGAAAACGCGUGCGGAGGAUGUGACGUCGCGGUGGAGCAGUGCUGGGUCCGCCGUGGUGCACCGCCUGCGCGAUCUUUGUCGUGUGGGCGAGUCGUUGUCUUCUCCGUACCUCCUCCCCAAUCAUGGCGGCCCCCCUCUGCGCGUCCUCUCGUUGCAGCUGUGCCGUUUUAUCUUCACCGUUGGCGUGCUGGGCCUCUGCCCUCGUCUGACGAAGCUGGAUCUCUCGUCGAGCAACGUCACCAGUCGUGGGUUGGUGGGUCUGCACCGCAGCCGGAGUCUCGUGCAGCUGCGCCUUGUCGGCUGCAAGGGCAUUCACGACGUGCGCCUUCUCGCGUGCAUCGCGAGUCUGCGCGAGGUCGACGGCAGUGGGUGCAACGUGCACGGGGAUCGUUUGAUGGGCCACUCGUGCAACAGCGCAGGAGCUGCCGAUACGGGCGAGGCAGGCGCGACGGCAACGCCAUCGAGCCAUCUUGUGCCGUUGCACUCCGAUCUCUUUUCCACCGUACACCGACAGAGCGUGGAGACGUCGGGCUUGCAGCGCCUGGUGGAGGGAGAGGAAGGCCACGCCGCCGCGGCGUUGUCGACCCCGGCCGGUUCCCUCCUCCUUUCCCCGACCCCCGCGUUGUCUCUUCGACGCGUCUACGCACCGCAGCUGCGCCGCCUCGUCUUGGACGGCUGCGCGAACCUCCACGGCGGUCUCGCCGCAUUGGGCGGUCUGCCAGCCCUGGCCGAUCUGUCGCUGCGCAACUGUCACGGCAUCACCGCCGCGAGCGUGGCGGAACUCGGCGAGCGUAGAACACAAGAAGGGGACGACGACGACGAAGAGGCGGGGGAAGGCCUCAACGGCUCACGAACGAAGGGCGAGCUCCGUUUUCCGGCGUUGCAGUCCAUCCGCUUCUCCUCCUGUCGCCUCCUGACAGGCUCGCUGAAGGAGUUGGAGGCGUUGCCUCAGUUGCAGCACGUGUACGCUGACCAGUGUGGCAUUUCGAGCCUCGAUGACGUGGCGCCGUCGCUGCGCCGUCGUGUGACUCUUUGA